Messenger RNA from Archocentrus centrarchus (flier cichlid), 4183 nucleotides. Its product is annotated as muscleblind-like protein 2a. The record is from RefSeq and is a predicted model, not a curated record. The coding region runs from base 1181 to 2335 and encodes 384 amino acids. Gene Ontology annotation, molecular function: RNA binding; metal ion binding. The transcript is spliced from 11 exons. NCBI's taxonomy places the organism in Eukaryota, Metazoa, Chordata, Actinopteri, Cichliformes, Cichlidae. Gene Ontology annotation, biological process: regulation of RNA splicing. Gene Ontology annotation, cellular component: cytoplasm; nucleoplasm.
UGCUUCCUGCCCUAGCCUUAAAAGUAGUUAGCGAGCUAGCGUGUAGCGAGUGAUAGCGUACUUUCACUGACAUCUGUUUGGAAAGCGAAAAAGUUCGCUGCUGAACGCCAAUAGUGACAAGCGUUAGUCGAAGACCGUCCUGUGCCGAACCGUGAGUCCCGCACCAACCUGAAAUAACGCUCCCGGGAAGCUGUUGGUAGCGGCUGAAGUGCAGCUGGAUGUGACAGGUUCGUCAUCAGGCAUGGACCUCCGGCAGAAGCAGCUGGGAGCUCGUGAGGAAUGACAGCAGUACACAUGGUCAUUAACUCCUGCCACUGAGGCUGAGGGGAGAGCUGCACUGUAGCUCCGUGUCAGAGAAGCACCGGGCGCCUCCUGCGUUUGGGACAGCAGACAGACAGACAGACAGACACAGAGCUACGGGACCCCCGGUGAAAAGAGAUCACUGACAGAAAGUGCCUUGUGAGACAACAUCCCUACUUGAAGAUUACUGAGUGUUUCCGAAGAGCUCCGGAUUUUUUUUGCAGUGACAGGACACAGCUCAGCUGCAAGCAUCAUUGACCCUAGGUUUGCCCUUGCCUGUGAUCUGUGUGAAGGAAAAGUAAAGAGCUGGUGGAGCUGCUGCAUAGCUGGCCAAGGUGCCAAAGCUCAGAGAGAGUAACAGUAAAAAGCCACAAACUUUGUAUCAUCCUGAACUGUGCCAUUGUACCUCAAAAUAACCCCACCUAUCUUCCCCGAUAUCCACCCCUUGCAAAGAUAUCAUCACUCAUACAGAGGACAUUUUGGGGACGUUGGUGCAUCGACUAGAGCUUGUCUCCGAGCAUGCCCCCUCUGCCUUUUCAGAGGUUCACACCUGAGACUUGCUGAUUGAUUAAAAAAUUAGCUGUUUGACUGACAAACUCCACAAUAGCGCCAUAGUGCACUCCCAUGCUCAGGUCACAGAGACUUUGCCAGUCCAUUACCUCUGCUUUCCCAUCUGCAAGGACAAGCCUGAUCCACUGACCUGAAACAGAUCAUUUAUAGCUACAUGUUCCAUCGCUUUUAGUUGUUUUGGGGUUUUUUUGUGUGUGUGUGUUUUAAUUUUUUUUUUUUUUUUAACUGGAGCACUCCUCCUCAGAGGAUAACCUCCUCAAUAAACCAAGUGGCUCAGCUCCACCCCGGCUCUACAGCCAGUGCUGUUGACAUGGCUCUAAACAUUGCCUCUAUACGGGACACAAAAUGGCUGACCCUGGAAGUGUGCCGGCAGUUUCAACGCGGGACUUGUUCGCGCAGCGAUGAAGAAUGCAAAUUUGCCCACCCACCCAAAAGCUGCCAGGUGGAGAAUGGGAGAGUGAUCGCCUGCUUUGACUCGUUAAAGGGUCGCUGCACACGAGAGAACUGCAAAUACCUCCACCCACCCGCUCACCUGAAGACCCAGCUGGAGAUCAACGGGCGAAACAACCUGAUCCAGCAGAAGACAGCCGCCGCCAUGUUGGCUCAACAGAUGCAGUUCAUGAUCCCCGGCACCACCAUGCAACCUGUGCAGACGUUUCCAGUCAGCCAGGGGCUGGGGUCCAGCGCAGGUUUAAGCUACACGCCCUACCUGACUCCCAUGUCCCACAGCAUGGGUCUGGUGCCCACAGACAUCCUGCCCAGCACCCCGGUUAUUGUCCCCGGCAGCCCGCCCGUCUCCGUGACUGCCGGCUCCUCCGCCAACCAGAAACUUCUGCGUACUGACAAGCUGGAGGUUUGCCGCGAGUUCCAGCGGGGCAACUGCGCUCGCGGCGAGACGGACUGCCGCUUCGCCCACCCGAGCGACAGCCCCAUGAUCGACACCAGCGACAACACGGUCACCGUCUGCAUGGACUACAUCAAGAGCCGCUGCUCUCGCGAGAAGUGCAAGUACUUCCACCCCCCCGCCCACCUGCAGGCCAAGAUUAAGGCCGCCCAACACCAGGCCAACCAGACAGCUGUGGCUGCGCAAGCUGCUGCCACAGCUGCAGCCAUGACUCAGUCGACUGCCAAAGCAAUGAAGCGACCCCUCGAGGCAACUGUAGACCUGGCAUUCCCCCACGGUGUCCUCCAGCCCCUACCAAAGAGACCAGCACUUGAGAAGAGCAACGGAGCGAGCUCCCUGUUCAACCCCAGUGUUUUGCACUACCAGCAGGCGCUGGCCAACGCACAGCUCCAGCAGCCCGCUUUCUUUCCCACAGGGUCAGUGUUGUGCAUGACUCCUGCUAGCAGUCUUGUCCCAAUGAUGUACAGUGCUACGCCUGCUACUGUCUCUGCAGCAACAACUCCUGCCACAAGUGUCCCCUACGCAGCAACAGCACCAGCCAAUCAGAUCAUCCUGAAGUAAGCGUCAGAAAGGGAACGGAGUGUCAAGAAGCUGCACUAGGAAGCCCAAAACAGCCCCUCUGUAAAUACUACCUUACCUCUCCCAUAGAGGUCCAGCAACCUGCAUGCUAAGAGUGUAACACUUCAAUUUAACCAUAAGAACUGCAGUGCCGGUGUAACACACACACACACAGGAGAAAAACAUUUAAAAAAAAGAUAUUUACUGUAUGUAUUGCUAGAAAAAAAACUAUUAACAAUAAAAUGUCAAAAAUAUACUUAUGUAUAGUACAUACAUAGCAGACACACUAUAGAGGUCAUUUUAACAACUGUUCUCUCAGAAUACCGUGGAUCUCCUCCUCUUGCAUAUUUAUUCUAAGAACCAACCUGCACAAUAUUCAGCCCUUCGGUUAGUGAAAAGAAACCGAUGUUUGAUUUGCACUGUAUGAAAAUAUAGUGUUUAAUGUCGACGUGGAAAACAGGAAGAGCCACAGAAAACCCAUGCACAGCCACACCUACGCAUGCAGCACCGCUUUCAAGGUUUUUUUGGGGGUUUUUUUUUUUUUUUUCAUCUUGUGGUUGUUGCUUUUCUCCCUGCAAAAGUUGAAUGUCCUCGGGGCAGACAGGUCAUGCUUUCUUAAUGCGAUUGUCCCCGCGAGGGUUCCUCCGUGACCCUCGUCUGCCCCUGAUGCUGUUAAGAUGCCAUGAUGAAGCUCGUCCUCCCUUCCCUCUGCCAACUUUUCAUCUCUGGAAACAUCUUGCCAAAGUUGAGGUUUGGAAGAGGUCACAUUUUAACACCCUUGAAUAUUUUUUUUUUCUCUUUUUUCCCCUUUUUGCCACUGCAAAUAGGACCCACUCGCCCUUUUCAGUUGCGUCGCUGGGUUCCGAUCUUUGAUAGAUUGCGCGUGCAGUCGUGACAGGAGGAGUCAGAAGAUAGUCGUGGCCAUUACCGAAAAAGCCUAAAGGCUCAGGUCUGUGCCAAGGGCUCAGCAAAGCUUGAGGGUUCGUUCCAGACAUGCCAAGCCUUGUGCGUGUGCGCGUGUGUGUGUGUGUGUGUGUGUGUGUGUGUGUGUGUGUGUGUGUGCGUGCGUGCGUGUGUGUGAGUAUGUGUGUGUGUGUGUGUUGGAGACUGAUGGUCUGCCGGCAGACUGGGGGUCUGGCACGUGAUGGUGACACCAAGUCUGGUAGGAGAGCUUUUUACCUGGAGGAGGGUGAAGGAUUUAAGUGCUAAGACUUAACAAAAAAACAAAAAACAAAAACAAAAAACAAAACAAAACAAAAAAAACAAACAAAAAACAAACAAACAGUGCAUUCGACGACACCCGUCAAGCAAACAGAUGACUUGAACUUUGACUGGAGGGCUAUCUGUGACCGUCGGUUGUCCUGUCCAACCCUACUAUCACCGAUAAUCCUGUUCCAUUAUAGAAAAACUGUAGAAGUGCCUAAAAAAAAAAAAAAUGUACUCAUCAACAACAACACGUGCAUCCAGAGUGUAUCACUAAAAGUCACAGACACAACACACUGGGCUGUCAGGAGCUAACUCUUCGGACUCUUCGGGAAAGACAUCGCACUCUUUGGCGAGCGCUCAUUAACAUCACAAGUGACUCUCACCACGAACGGAAGGAGAGAAACGACAAAUCAAAAAUAGCUUUGUAGAAUGUUUGGUGACUUUCACAGCGUCCCAUCGUUUUCUUACCACAGUUCUGAGGAGUUUACAUGAGGAACGUGAGUGAGAAAACAAAUGUAUUGUAAACUGUGUAAUGUAUGUAAAGUGUCUCUUAUUUUGAGAGUUUAUAUUCACGGUUCUAGAAAUGUAUUCAGAGUUAUUUAAGAGUUUGUGUUGUGUCUACUAUCAGAGUAUGUUUGAAACACC